AUGGCACCUCGUGGAGACGCAGACGCCGACAUGCUGGUCCACGGCCGCGCCCGUCGCAGCACGGCCGGCAACCGCAUGAAGGCGCUGCUGGAACAGGAGCUGGAACGAGACGAGCUCUUUGAAGAGGUCGAGGACGACAUCGACUUCGAGGCGCAAGAGGAGCAGGACGUAUUUGACUCCGACUUUGACCGCGACAGCUCCGACGGACAAGGCGGUGGAGAGAGCGACGAUGAAGAGGCCGGAGAGAGGAGGCUCGAGGAGGCUGAGCGCGCAGAGAGGAAGGCCAAGAGGGCAAAGGCCGUGCCCGUCCACGUCCGCCGUCCCGCCAUACGUCCACCACCUCCGAAGCCUGCGAGGAGGGAAAGCGACAGGCGGAGAGAAGACCAGCAGGCUGCAGAUCACGACGACGGCGGCGACGGCGAGGCCUCGUCCCGACGAGGAUCCAAGCGGCGCCGCAUCGCCUUUGCACCCUCGCACGCCGACCCGUCAUCAACCGCCAACACGUCAGAAACCGGCUCGCCAGGCCCGCGCAGCCUGCGCACCAGCAGCCGCAGCGCCACCGUCCAGAACAAGCUCGAGGUCGAGGAAAAGCUGCGCGAGGCACAAGAGCGCAAGGCCGCCCUCCCCGUUCGCCACGCACCGAAACGACGACCUCAGCUUACCCAGGACGCCCUGAUCGCAGAGGCACUCGAGACAGAGGAGAAGAACCGCGAGAGCCUGAAGAAGUUCCUACAGCAGGAAGAAGCGCGGCGGGCCAAGGACAGGGUGAGGAAGGAGCGGAUACAGGGCCCUUUCGUACGCUGGGUCAGCGUUGGACUGAGGCCUCUGCUCGUUUCCAGCUCAACCUCAACGCAAGCGGACGAGACGAACGAUGACGACAGCAAGGACGAUCAAGGGAGACAGCCCAAGGACAAUGACCAGGCAGAGAGGACAGACGCUGCGCGCAGCCAGACGCAAUCCAAGGACGAGCAAGGUGACGAAGAGCGAAUGGAUGUUGACGAGCACAGACAAGACGAGCCCGAGAGAGCGACAGAGACCGCCAUCAUCAAUCCCGUUCACGACGACCAGAGGCCCCGCACGUCGCAAGAGGCCACUGCAGCAUCGAACCAAGCCGAACAGGCUGCUGUAUCUGAACGUGCCAUCGACAAGCAGCCCUCCGAGGAACCCGGCACGCCCCCGCUCCCAGCAACACUGCAACCAACAGAAGCUGUCCCGCCAGCACCAUCGACACCAGCACCAGCAACUCCCAUGCCAACGCAACCGUCCCUCGCCACCGCAAUAGAUCUCACAGAGGAUCCUGCUGUGGCCGCUCGGGCAGAAGCUUUGAGGCUCAAGGCGCAGCAGGACGCACGUCAGGCCUCUUCCUCCGGCCCGGUCCAGCUAACGGGCAGCGCCCAGCCUACCUCGAUCUCCGACAAAGCAGCAGCAGCAGCAACAGUCGGCGACGACUCUGCUGCGCAAAAGUGGGGGCCGCUGCAAGCGCGCACCGUCCUCUCUGUCGAACGGACACCAGAGGACUGGACGUGGGAGGACGACUUCCGGGUGCUGCUGGGCGACCACUGCUCGUGGUCCUCUGUGCCCAUCGUACCGGCGCGCAACCGGCCGCUACGACCGCGCCAGUCGAUCUGCCCCAUCACCGGCCUGCCCGCCCUCUACCGCGACCCGCGGACGGGCAUCCCGUACGCCAACGCCAAGGCGUACAAGAUCAUCACCGACGUGCUCAAGAGCCGCUUCAUCUGGACCGGCCGGAGCGAGGAGGAGAUCGACGCACAGAUGGGCGACAAGGAGAGGCGGGCGCACGACGACGAUGGCGAGCGUGGCGGCAGGGACGACGACGGGGAGGAAGACGAUGGUGAUGCCCGGACCAGGGGAGCGGGCAAGGGCGGCGCCAGCGUCGUCGGAGCGUCGAUGCCCGCCGUCGAGUCGGAGCCGAGAGCAGAAAGAAGGACCAACGACCCUUCUCCGUCAGCGCCUUCCACGACCACGACGCCGGCGACGAAACCGCGGUACGAGAUGGUCUGGACUCCUGCCGUCGCGCCGGGCGAUGAGGAGGCCAUUAUGGCGGCUGCGGCCCAGUUACCUGCCGGAUCGACGAGGUCGGGUCGCAGAGGGGCACGGAAGACCUGA
Pseudozyma flocculosa PF-1 is the source of this 2127-nucleotide messenger RNA. RefSeq lists its product as uncharacterized. Gene Ontology annotation, cellular component: nucleus. Gene Ontology annotation, molecular function: ATP-dependent H2AZ histone chaperone activity. Gene Ontology annotation, biological process: chromatin remodeling; regulation of DNA-templated transcription. The record is from RefSeq and is a predicted model, not a curated record. NCBI's taxonomy places the organism in Eukaryota, Fungi, Basidiomycota, Ustilaginomycetes, Ustilaginales, Ustilaginaceae. The transcript has 2 exons. The coding region runs from base 1 to 2127 and encodes 708 amino acids.